UCGUGUCAGUGUUGCCAAUCCAUAACUCACACAACUGUCUCAAUUUUGGGGUUAAGGUUUAUUUCUCGAAAAAUUCAUUUUUUGGCCCUAUUUCUCACAAUGUCGGUGGAGGACAAGCUCCAAAUGGGCCCCAAGCCGGGAGUGACGUACCCCUUGCAAGUGAUUUACUGUGGCAACUGUUCAAUGCCGAUUGAGUAUUGCGAAUAUUACCCCGAAUACGACAAAUGUAAACAAUGGCUCGAGCGCAAUCUGCCCGACGAAUUCGAAAAAGUGAAAAUCGGGGACGAGGCGAGUGAAGGAGGCGGCGGAGAAGAGGAAAAAAAGCGUCAGAAACGUGGGGGCAAAGGCAUGAUCAAGGCGAAGAAGAAGGAAGACGGGCCGAAGCAAGUGUGCGUAUCGAGGGCCCCCAGAGGCAAGAAGAAGUCGGUUACGGUGGUUACAGGGCUCAGUGGAUUUGAUAUUGAUUUGAAGGUGGCGGCGAAGUUCUUUGGGACGAGGUUUGCGUGUGGGUCUUCAGUCACAGGGGAGGACGAAAUUGUGAUCCAGGGGGACGUCAAGGAUGAUUUGUUUGAUGUGAUUCCCGAGAAAUGGCCAGAGAUUGAUGAGGACUUGAUUGAGGAUUUGGGUGACCAAAAACGAUAACUUAUCACAAAUUCGUGGAUUUAUACUUAUUACCAAUACAGUUGUGUCGUUUUUCA
This is a messenger RNA of Tribolium madens (black flour beetle), 698 nucleotides long. RefSeq names its product density-regulated protein homolog. Gene Ontology annotation, biological process: translation reinitiation; formation of translation preinitiation complex. The record is from RefSeq and is a predicted model, not a curated record. Gene Ontology annotation, molecular function: translation initiation factor activity; mRNA binding. NCBI's taxonomy places the organism in Eukaryota, Metazoa, Arthropoda, Insecta, Coleoptera, Tenebrionidae. The transcript is spliced from 4 exons. Bases 100 to 642 code for a protein of 180 amino acids.